Messenger RNA from Trametes versicolor FP-101664 SS1, 555 nucleotides. RefSeq lists its product as uncharacterized. The transcript has 2 exons. Bases 1 to 555 code for a protein of 184 amino acids. NCBI's taxonomy places the organism in Eukaryota, Fungi, Basidiomycota, Agaricomycetes, Polyporales, Polyporaceae. The record is from RefSeq and is a predicted model, not a curated record.
AUGCUUCGCCAAUUUGACGUCCCUAAGGCCAAGGCGACCGAAAAUAUCGACAAGCAGGACCGCGAGUUGUAUGAGCUGGCAGCCGAUAGCAAGGAGGCGGAGAACGAGGCACAGGAUGCCGCCGACGUACCUGAUGACACCGGAGACACAUUCAACCCUCUCUCUGCGCUCCAUGCGGAUGAUGAGGAUGGCUGGGUCGACGAGAUUGCCGCCAUGACCGAUGCGAAGCGGCUUCAGUUCCAGGAGCGCAUGCGUCCUGUGCGUAUGACUCUGACCAAGAUCCGUCGUCUGGCUUUCAAGAUCGUCAACUCCAGCACGAUUCUCCUGCCCGCAUGGAAGAAGCGAGUCGCAGAGGCUGGGCUGCCCGAGAGGGUGAUGCCAAGGGACGUGUCAACGCACUGGAACUCGACCUAUGACAUGUUGAUCUUCGCGAUUAAAUACUGUGUCGUAGUCGAUACGGUGUGUGCAGACCGGGAGCUGGGCUUGCGCAAGUUCGAGUUGACAACGCGGGAGUGGGAGAUCGUGUCCCAGCUGGCUGACACGCUUAAGGUUUGA